Messenger RNA from Vitis riparia (riverbank grape), 1518 nucleotides. RefSeq lists its product as uncharacterized. The transcript is spliced from 5 exons. The coding region runs from base 337 to 1299 and encodes 320 amino acids. The record is from RefSeq and is a predicted model, not a curated record. Lineage: Eukaryota; Viridiplantae; Streptophyta; Magnoliopsida; Vitales; Vitaceae.
UUGCCGAGUAGGCUCAAUCAAUGGUUGUGGUAGUUCUAGUUUUUGGUUGCUGCUUUUCCAUUUAGUUCUGCUACGGGGAGUUGGGGACUGCGGGUAAGUGGGUGCCUGGUGGCAAAGGUAGACCGCGUUGAAGUCAAGGCCGGUAGGCUGGGUUUUUUCAUGAGACCCGUGUUAGUUAUUGCGUAAACAACCCAGAAUACUAGAAAACACGCAUAUACAUUUUUUGGAAAACAAGCAAGGACCAAGGACAGCCCACCCACAGGGCAUUCUGCGGCCUCAUCCCAGAUCUCUCACGGGAUUCUUAGUUAUUUAUAGCUUUCUAGGGUUUCAAUUAAGAUGCCCAACUCAUCUGAGGAGACGGAUGAACUCAAUACGAACUCUGGCCAUAAUGUGAGGGAAGAGAGUGAAUAUGUCCGGCUGGUCAUAUCCAAUGAAGCAAGGUUAUCUGAAGCUGACAUUUUACAACCUCAAGCAGAAACAAGGAUUAAAUCAUUCAUCUGGUGGCUCAAAGCUUUAAUUUUUUGUGUUGUUAAUAUAAUAUUUCUUCUCAUUUUCUUGAAAUGGGGAGCGCCAUUUAUGUUUGAGAAGAUUCUCCUCCCAAUCAUGCAUUGGGAAGCUACUGCUUUUGGCCGUCCAGUUCUCGCUUUUGUGCUUGUUGCUUCUCUGGCAUUGUUUCCUGUGCUGCUAAUCCCUUCUGGGCCCUCAAUGUGGUUGGCUGGAAUGAUUUUUGGAUAUGGUCUUGGGUUUGUUAUAAUCAUGAUUGGAACAACCAUAGGAAUGGUCCUGCCUUAUUUGAUUGGACUACUAUUCCGUGAUCGAAUCCAUCAAUGGUUAAAAAGAUGGCCACAGAAAGCUGCCAUGAUUAGACUGGCUGGAGAAGGAAGCUGGUUCCAUCAAUUUCGAGUGGUUGCACUUUUUAGGGUUUCACCAUUUCCGUACACAAUUUUCAACUAUGCAAUAGUAGUAACAAGUAUGACAUUUUGGCCCUAUUUAUGGGGAUCAAUUGCUGGAAUGGUACCAGAAGCUUUCAUUUACAUCUAUAGUGGUCGGUUAAUAAGGACGUUAGCAGAUGUGCAGUAUGGUAAUCAACACCUCACUACGUUGGAAAUUAUAUACAACAUCAUCUCCUUCAUUGUUGCUAUCAUCACCACAGUUGCUUUUACUAUUUAUGCAAAGAGAGCUUUAAAUGAGCUUAAAAUGGAGACCAAUGGAGAAGAAGCAUCUACUUCUGAACUUUCGAGUUUUGAGAUGGAGAAGCUUCCUCUUGAAAGACCCAAGCACCUGGGUUUCUCUUCAUAGCAUGGAUUCUUGAGGAAUAUGAUAGUACUGUAAAAAUUUGUUUUAGUCAAGGGAUUUGAAUCCCUUGAUCUUUGUAAUUAUCAAAAGGGAAACCAACAGAUAUGAUUGAUAAAUAUUAAAGGUGAGAUGUUAAGAGAUAUGGAGUUUAUUGGUUCUUUAUGUAGAUUCUUUGUUACUAUCUCCAGAUUCCAUUGUAUUAAAGGUGAGAUGUUAGAGAUA